CACUUGGCAUUCAAGGGAGAACUUGAGUUGUUCUCUUAGUAGGUAGAUAUAUAUUUAUUUAUUUAUUUCAUGCAAAUUCCAUAAUUAUUUUCUAUAGUUCUUUGAAAUAGACCCAAAUUUGACCCCAAUACACCUCCAAAGAUCAAAGCUUUCUCCCCGAGAAGAUUCAAAAGAUUCACCUGAUUUAAUAACAGAGGGUUUCUCUCCUUUAACUUAUUAACGUCCCAGAGCUCCAACAAAGCUUGAAGAAUCAAGUUUCAAUGGGAAAACCAGGAUUUGCAAGAAAAAGAGGUAAAAUUUCCUUUAGUUUGCUUCGUAAUGUUCGUUUAUACUUAUUAAUAGGUACAUCGUAUAUAGGAUUGAAGAGAGUGAACAGUUCAAAGCCAUUUAAGAAGUUCAAAAAUCUGAAGCUAAAUCCUGGAGCAGAAAAACUUGUACCUAAGCAACCUCUAGAAAAUGACUCAGAGGAUUGGUCUGAUGAAAAUUCUGAGGCUGAAUUAGAAACCAAAGAAGAAGAAGAAGUAGAAGAGGAUAUUGUUUUUAACAGAAAGCCAACAAUGUAUGACAAUUUAUUGAAGAGGUUGGGAUCAAGUAGUCAAUUAAUUGCAAAUGCGAUUAAGCAAAGAAAAAGAGGAGAAGAAGGGAAAAGUGAUACAGAAGAUGAUGAAUCAGAAAGUGAGGUUGAAGAUGACAAUGAAGGGAGUAUUGAUGAGUGUCCUAGAAGAAUUGAAAUGAUAAAUGGUGCCAAAGAAAGUGGUGUGCCGGGUUCUACAGAAAAGAGUGAAGAUUCUGGAUCAGAUGAUGGAGAGAUUGGUGCCUCUGACUCAGACGAAGAACAUGAUUCGAGAACAAAUGUUGAAUCCAUUACCAGCAGAAGUACAUUCAGCAGUCACUUGGAUUAUAAAUUAUCUCAAGGAGAGGUUGACAACUUAUUCAAGAGGAAAUGGAAUUACAAAUGGGAAGUUCCUGCUCUUCGUGCACCCAAUUGCAAGUGGAGAGGAACUGGAGACUGUUUUUUGAAGGACAUUGACAUGAAUGAAAUGUGUGGCCUCAAGCCAAGAUUGUAUAAGCAUUGGGUAGAUGUCUACCAAGGAUCUGGCGGCACUGAUUUUCAAUCAUCUGAGCAGAGAUUCUUUUUCUCCAUCUGCAACAGCUAUCGGGAUGUAUUACACCAUAACAAGAAGCCUUUUUAUCUUAAAGGUCAAGAGGACUCGAGUAUCCUGGAUGCUUAUGUUUUGCACACUUUAAAUCAUGUUUUGAGAACAAGGGAUUUGAUCAGUAAAAAUGAUGCAAAAGUGGCUGAUGCUCAAGGACAAGGGGGCAUUCUCAAUGGUGAUGGUUUCCUGGACCAUGGGUUUACUCGUCCUAAGGUCUUGAUCCUUUUGCCUUUAGCAAGCAUUGCAUUUUGGGUAGUAAAGAGGUUGAUCCAGUUAACCCCUUCAAAGCAUAAGGUUAAUAUUGAACACAUGGAUCGCUUUACUGAGGAGUUUGGGAGUGGAGGAGUUGAAAGUGAGGAGGAGGAUGAGGAUGUUGAGAACUCAAAAAGAAAGAAGUCCUCUAAACCUUCUGACUUUCAGUCAUUGUUUGGUGGGAAUAACAAUGAUCAUUUCAUGAUAGGCAUCAAGUAUAUGGGGAGGAAGAUCAAGUUAUAUGCUGAUUUUUAUUCCUCAGACAUAAUAGUUGCUUCCCCUCUUGGUUUGAUCACUAAAAUUGGCGCGGCAGAAGUAGAGAAAGAAAAGGAUAUUGAUUAUCUUUCCUCCAUAGAGGUUUUGAUUAUUGACCACGCAGAUGUCAUACUAAUGCAGAAUUGGUCUCAUGUGAACACAGUAGUUGAACAAUUAAACCGGUUACCUGUGAAGCAGCAUGGAACUGAUAUAAUGCGCAUACGACCAUGGUACCUAGAUGGACAAGCGCAAUUCUAUCGACAAACAAUAAUUCUAGGUUCUCACUUAAACCCAGACAUCAAUUCACUGUUCAAUCGGCACUGCCUUAACUACGAGGGAAAGGUCAAGUUGGUGUGCCUUUAUAAAGGUGUUCUUCCAAAAGUAUUGAUCCCUGUACGGCAGAUAUACGAGCGGUUUGAAGCAGACUCGAUUGCAGAUGCUGAUGAUGCUCGUUUCCAGUAUUUUUGUAAGAAGGUGUUUCCCAAAAUAAAAGACUCUAUCCAGGGUGGAAUUAUGCUAUGUAUUAGUUCUUAUUUCGAGUUUGUUCGACUCCGAAAUUUUUUGAAAUCUCAAGAAGCAUCGUUCUGCCUUCUUGGAGAGUACACCAAACAAAGUGAUAUAUCUCGUGGGCGAGUUUGGUUCUUCCAAGGACAGCGGAAAAUCAUGCUAUACACUGAGAGAGCUCACUUCUACCACAGAUACAAGAUCCAUGCUAUUCAGAAAUUGAUCAUUUAUUCUCUUCCGGAGAGGAAAGAAUUUUACCCUGAGAUAGUAAAUAUGCUCGAAGGAUCUCAAAACAUGUCUUGUACCGUGCUAUUUUCUCGUUUUGAUCAGUUCCGGGUAAGAUCUUUUCGAGCAUGCACUGAAAUGAAAGUGUCCCUUGAAAAUUUUCUAUUCUUAUUCUCUCUGAUAGGUUUCUUUAGAAUAGACAAAGUUCAUAGAGAUUGAAAUUUGAUUAGGUCCUCCAGAGUCCUGUGAGGAAAUUCUUCCCUAUUUACUAGUUAAAGUGGCAACAACAACAACAAGAAGAUUUGCUUCAC
Coffea arabica (coffee) is the source of this 2704-nucleotide messenger RNA. The record is from RefSeq and is a predicted model, not a curated record. Lineage: Eukaryota; Viridiplantae; Streptophyta; Magnoliopsida; Gentianales; Rubiaceae.